AUGGCGCCCAAAGCUCAGACCGCCUCCAAGGCUCCCGCUUCCCAGGCCUCCAAGGCCCCCGCCGCCGCCUCCAAGGCUCCCGCCAAGGCUGCGAAGACCUCGUCUGCCAAGGCUGAGGGUGGCGCAAAGAAGCGCUCCAAGAAGAGGGUCGAGUCUUACUCGUCUUACAUCUACAAGGUCCUCAAGCAGGUCCACCCCGACACUGGUAUCUCCAACAAGGCCAUGGCCAUCCUCAACUCCUUCGUCUCGGACAUUUUCGAGCGGAUCGCUUCCGAGGCUUCCAAGCUCGCGUCGUACAACCACCGCUCUACCAUCUCGUCGCGUGAGAUCCAGACCUCGGUCCGGCUCAUCCUUCCCGGAGAGCUCUCCAAGCACGCCAUCUCUGAGGGUACCAAGGCGGUCACCAAGUUCUCGUCCUCCAAGUAA
Messenger RNA from Dioszegia hungarica, 426 nucleotides. Its product is annotated as histone-fold-containing protein. Lineage: Eukaryota; Fungi; Basidiomycota; Tremellomycetes; Tremellales; Bulleribasidiaceae. The transcript has 4 exons. Gene Ontology annotation, biological process: nucleosome assembly. Gene Ontology annotation, molecular function: protein heterodimerization activity; DNA binding; structural constituent of chromatin. The record is from RefSeq and is a predicted model, not a curated record. Gene Ontology annotation, cellular component: nucleosome. Bases 1 to 426 code for a protein of 141 amino acids.